This is a messenger RNA of Labrus bergylta (ballan wrasse), 1538 nucleotides long. Lineage: Eukaryota; Metazoa; Chordata; Actinopteri; Labriformes; Labridae. The record is from RefSeq and is a predicted model, not a curated record.
AUGACAGAGACAGAUUCAACAUCAAAGGACAAGAACAUUAUUGUCAAGUGCAAUCUGUGUGCGAGUGUGACACCGAGGGAACUUUCUACAUCCAAAAACAGCAACUUGAAGAAACAUGUGGACCGGUGCCACGCUAACACCAAGUUGACAGAGAGAGAUGCAGGCGGGAAGAAGAGAAAGAGAGCAGAGGACGAAAGUGCGGGAAAGAGUCAGACAAAGCAGCAGAAAUUAAGUUUCUCUCGGUCUGCCGUGCUACUUGAACCAAGAGAAGUGAGGAGACAGGUGGCAGAGUAUGUGGUGGAGGAUAUGCUGCCUCUGUCAACAGUGAAUUCACCAGCUUUUAAAAAGUUUGUCUGCAAAAUCCCCACCAACACCAGCAAUGACAAGGGGUCGACACACAUACGACGCAUUACAACAGAGCUAGAGGACAUUUUUUCUCAAUAUGGACUGACCAACGAUAAAGUGACUGCAUGUGUGACGGACAAUGGGAGUAACUUUGUGAAGGCGUUCAAGGAGCAUCAGCAGCAGCAAGUGGAGUCCGAGGAGGAGGUGGAGGGUGAUGGCGAGGUGGAGUUCACAGACCUUCACAGUGUGCUUACUGCCGAUGAUGAUACUCAGCAUGGGCUAUGUGUACUGCCUCCCCACCAUAGAUGCGCAGCCCAAACACUUAAUCUAAUUGCGAACAAUGAGGUUGUUAAUUGGCUGGUAUCUAAUCCAGAAUCUAGGGCUGUGUAUCGUAGUGCUACAGCCAAAUGUUCAGCGCUGUGGACAAAGGCCAGACGCUCCACAGUCGCAUCAGAGUGCCUGGAAGAGGUCAGUGAUAGGAAGUUGAUUGUCCCCACAGUAACACGGUGGAACUCAUUCUAUAACGCCUAUGCUCGGAUCACAGAAAUGCCCCUGACUGACAUCAAUAGCCUCUGCACACAGCUUCAGAUUAAAUGUAUGAACGACAGGGAAUACCAGUUUCUCAAGGAAUGUUGUGCCAUUAUGAAGCCUUUCACAGUCGCACUGGACAUCCUACAGGGUGAGGACACUUGUUUUUAUGGAACGCUUCAACCAACGCUAGAAGUUCUGAUGGCCAAAACCUUAGUAAUGAAAAAUGGCCUAUCACAAAUGACCACUGGGCUGCCUGAGGUUAUUGUGGGAGCAAUCAAAACUCGAUUUGCCACCACAAUUGAUUCCAAGGAUGCACUUCUGGCUGCUGUCUCCCUGCCAAAGUUCAAGCUGCGCUGGGUAAAAGAAGAAGCCAGAAGAGACCACAUCAAGUUCCUCCUCACAACGGAGUGCCGCUCCCUAACAACAGAAGAGCCUACAGCCCUGAUGCCCGAUGCCCCUCAACCUGCUGCUACCAGCGAGGAUGACUUUUUUUCCUUUGAUGUACAGCCCAAUGCCACGGCUGAUGUGCCCAUGUCAGUGGAAACAGAGAUGUCACAGUGGUUGAAGCAGCCGUGAGGUUAGCGCGUCACCAUGAUAUUCCUGCACUUACUCUGACUAACCAAAGGGUGGUGCUCUUUCUCCUUAAUGAGUCCUGUCAGCAU